This is a messenger RNA of Cyprinus carpio (common carp), 651 nucleotides long. RefSeq lists its product as uncharacterized. The record is from RefSeq and is a predicted model, not a curated record. Bases 1 to 651 code for a protein of 216 amino acids. The transcript has a single exon. Lineage: Eukaryota; Metazoa; Chordata; Actinopteri; Cypriniformes; Cyprinidae.
AUGCUCAAGACAUACACUGGAGAGCCGUUGGCACCAGAAGGGGUCAUCAAAGUGCAAGUAAGGUUAAACAAGCAAUGUGCUGAUUUGCCUUUGUAUGUAGUUAAAGUGGAUGCACCCGCAUUGUUUGGCAGAGAGUGGCUGAGAGUAAUUAAACUGAACUGGAAAGAUUUAAAGACUGUGCAUGUAAUGGAGCAAAAAGAGAAAGACAACUUGGAGACGGUGUUAAAGAGACACUCCGCUGUUUUCUCUAAUAGUCUAGGCACAAUGAAGGGAAUUAAGGCCACAUUGACUAUUAAACCUAACAGUGUUCCAAAAUUUUGCCCACCACGUAAUGUGCCAUAUGCUCUACGACCACGAGUCGAGGCUGAACUAAAGCGACUGACAGAACUGGGAGUGAUCUCACCCGUGGAGCACAGUGAUUGGGCCACGCCCGUGGUGCCUGUCAGCAAAAAGGAUGGCACAGUAAGGCUCUGUGGAGAUUUCAAGAUCACCAUCAACCCAUCUCUGUGCGUGGAUAAGUAUCCGAUUCCAUGCAUUGAGGAUCUUUUUGCCUCUCUAGCAGGAGGCCAAUGCUUUAGUAAGCUAGACUUAUCAAACGCUUAUCUACAGAUGGAGGUAGAAGAGAACUCUAGGGAGCUGCUGACUAUUUAG